This is a messenger RNA of Columba livia (rock pigeon), 8819 nucleotides long. Its product is annotated as sodium channel protein type 3 subunit alpha. NCBI's taxonomy places the organism in Eukaryota, Metazoa, Chordata, Aves, Columbiformes, Columbidae. Gene Ontology annotation, cellular component: axon; plasma membrane; voltage-gated sodium channel complex. Gene Ontology annotation, molecular function: voltage-gated sodium channel activity; protein binding. Gene Ontology annotation, biological process: sodium ion transmembrane transport; membrane depolarization during action potential; neuronal action potential. Bases 602 to 6634 code for a protein of 2010 amino acids. The record is from RefSeq and is a predicted model, not a curated record. The transcript is spliced from 29 exons.
GUUGGGUGCCAUAGAGUGAGACUGAGAACAGGAAGCGGAGGCAGCAUCAGAGAGGAUUCUGGAAAGGUCUCUGUGUUUUCUUUUCCACUGAGAAUACAGAAAUUAUAAUUAAUUAGUAAGGCUUUGUGGAUGGAAAUCUGGACUAUUUCAGGAGGAGACAUAUAUUAUCACAUUAUUUUUGGAUGCUGGGAUUUGCAGUGAUUUGUCAUUCUCCUUCAUUCAGGUUGAAAAAAUGUUUCUAUGUGAACAUUUAGACUUAUCUUUGUCUACUGCAAUUAAUUUUGAGAAGCUUUGGACCAAGGAACAAAGAAUGAGAAAAUCUUGAAGAAACUUCAGUCUUCAAGAAGCUUCAGCUCCCAAGAAGAAACUUUUCUUAACAACUCAGUUUUUGCUAGAAAUGCAGCCUUUUUGUUUUAAUGACAGCAAAAGAUCCAGUGGCUGAACUCUGAGAUUUGGUACUUGUUAGAGAAAUAAGGCAGGAGGAGAGAAGAAAUAGGAACAAAUGAAUUCAAAAGCGAAUGUUGCAGUGAGGUAGAGAGGGAAGAAAAGAGGUCAUUCUUAUGUGAGAGGCUAAAAGUAAUUAAAUUUGCAGGAUGAAAACAUGGCACAGGCACUGCUGGUACCACCAGGACCUGAAAGCUUCCGCUAUUUUACUAGAGAUUCUCUCGCAGCUAUUGAAAAGCGUUCUGCAGAAGAAAAAGCUAAAAAGCCCAAGCAAGAACAUACAGACGAUGAUGACGAAAAUGGUCCAAAACCAAACAGUGACCUGGAGGCAGGAAAGACACUGCCAUUUAUUUAUGGUGACAUACCUCCAGGAAUGGUAUCUGAACCUUUGGAAGACCUGGACCCAUAUUAUAUCAAUAAAAAAACUUUCAUAGUAUUGAAUAAGGGAAAGGCAAUUUUCCGAUUCAGUGCCACAUCUGCCUUGUACAUUUUAACUCCUUUUAAUCCCAUCAGAAAAAUUGCUAUCAAGAUUUUGGUACAUUCAUUAUUCAGCAUGCUUAUCAUGUGCACUAUUUUGACCAAUUGUGUAUUUAUGACCAUGAGUAACCCUCCAGACUGGACAAAGAAUGUAGAGUACACUUUCACUGGAAUUUAUACCUUUGAAUCACUUAUCAAAAUUCUUGCAAGGGGCUUCUGCCUAGAAGGUUUUACUUUUCUGCGAGACCCAUGGAACUGGCUUGACUUCAGUGUCAUUUUAAUGGCGUAUGUAACAGAAUUUGUAAACCUAGGCAAUGUUUCAGCUCUUCGAACUUUCAGAGUAUUGAGAGCUUUGAAAACUAUUUCUGUAAUCCCAGGCCUAAAGACUAUUGUGGGAGCCCUAAUUCAGUCUGUGAAGAAGCUCUCGGAUGUUAUGAUCCUGACCGUGUUUUGCCUGAGUGUAUUUGCACUAAUAGGGCUGCAGCUCUUCAUGGGCAACUUGAGGAAUAAAUGCCUGCAGUGGCCUCCAGACAAUUCUACUUUUGAAAUAAAUGUUAUUUCCUACUUUAACAGCACAAUGAAUGAAAAUGGUACAUUUGUUAAUAUGACAGUGAGCACAUUCAACUGGAAGGAUUACAUUGAGGAUGAAACUCAUUUUUACAUUUUGGAAGGACAAAGAGAUGCCCUACUUUGUGGUAACAGCUCUGAUGCAGGGCAGUGUCCAGAGGGAUAUAUAUGUGUGAAAGCUGGUAGAAACCCCAACUAUGGUUACACAAGUUUUGACACCUUCAGUUGGGCUUUUUUGUCACUCUUUCGGCUAAUGACUCAGGACUUCUGGGAAAACCUGUAUCAGCUGACACUCCGUGCUGCUGGGAAGACAUACAUGAUAUUUUUUGUUCUGGUGAUUUUUCUGGGCUCUUUCUAUCUGAUCAACUUGAUUCUGGCUGUGGUUGCCAUGGCCUAUGAAGAACAGAAUCAAGCAACCAUGGAAGAAGCAGAACAGAAAGAGGCAGAAUUUCAACAGAUGCUGGAACAACUGAAGAAGCAACAAGAAGAAGCUCAGGCAACAGCAGCAGUAGCAGCAGCAUCAGUUGCAUCAAGAGAUUUCAGUGGUGUAGGGGGAUUAGGAGAACUCCUGGAAAGUUCUUCAGAAGCAUCCAAGUUGAGUUCAAAGAGUGCUAAAGAAAGAAGAAACAGAAGGAAGAAAAGAAGACAGAAAGAAAUGUCUGAAGCAGAGGAUAAAGGAGACACUGAUAAGUUCCCCAAGUCCGAGUCGGAAGACAGCAUCAGAAGGAAAAGUUUCCGCUUCUCCACAGAAGGAAGUCAACUGACAUAUGAAAAAAGAUUCACAUCUCCUCACCAGUCUUUGCUAAGCAUUCGUGGUUCCCUGUUCUCACCAAGACGCAACAGCAAAACAAGCAUUUUCAGUUUCAGAGGUCGUGCAAAGGAUGUAGGAUCUGAAAAUGACUUUGCUGAUGAUGAGCACAGCACUCUUGAAGACAAUGAGAGCAGAAGAGAUUCUCUCUUUGUUCCAAAUCGACAUGGAGAACGACGCAACAGUAAUAUUAGUCAGACAAGUGUGUCAUCUAGAAUGGUACCAGCCCUUCCAGUAAAUGGGAAGAUGCACAGCACUGUGGAUUGCAAUGGAGUCGUUUCCUUGGUUGGAGGACCUUCAACUCUAACUUCACCUACUGGUCAGCUUCUACCAGAGGGCACCACUACAGAAACAGAAAUAAGAAAAAGAAGACUGAGUUCUUAUCAAAUUUCCAUGGAAAUGCUGGAAGAUUCUGCUGCAAGACAAAGAGCCAUGAGUAUAGCCAGCAUACUUACAAAUACAAUGGAAGAGCUUGAAGAAUCCAGACAGAAAUGCCCACCAUGCUGGUACAGAUUUGCAAAUACUUUCUUGAUCUGGGAUUGCUGGAGUCCAUGGUUAAAAGUAAAACACGUCGUCAAUUUAGUUGUGAUGGAUCCAUUUGUUGAUCUUGCUAUAACUAUUUGUAUUGUUUUAAACACCUUAUUUAUGGCCAUGGAACAUUACCCAAUGACAGAACAGUUUAGCAGUGUCCUUUCUGUGGGGAACCUGGUAUUCACUGGAAUAUUCACAGCAGAAAUGGUACUAAAGAUAAUUGCCAUGGACCCUUAUUAUUACUUCCAAGAAGGCUGGAAUAUUUUUGAUGGUAUUAUUGUAAGCCUUAGUUUAAUGGAGCUUGGUCUUGCAAAUGUUGAAGGAUUAUCUGUUCUUCGGUCAUUCAGAUUGUUGCGAGUUUUCAAACUGGCAAAAUCUUGGCCAACUCUAAAUAUGCUCAUUAAGAUUAUUGGCAACUCAGUGGGGGCUCUGGGGAAUCUGACCCUGGUGCUGGCCAUCAUUGUGUUCAUUUUCGCUGUGGUGGGGAUGCAGCUGUUUGGGAAAAGCUACAAGGAAUGUGUCUGCAAGAUCUCCAGUGACUGUGAACUUCCACGUUGGCACAUGCAUGACUUUUUCCACUCUUUCCUGAUUGUAUUCCGAGUGCUGUGCGGGGAAUGGAUAGAAACCAUGUGGGACUGCAUGGAGGUUGCAGGCCAAACCAUGUGCCUUAUUGUUUUCAUGCUGGUCAUGGUAAUCGGAAACCUAGUGGUAUUGAACCUGUUUCUGGCCUUGCUGCUGAGCUCAUUCAGUUCAGACAACCUUGCUGCUACUGAUGAUGAUAAUGAAAUGAACAAUCUCCAGGUUGCUGUGGCGAGGAUUCAGAAGGGAAUAGAUUAUGUGAAAAAGAAGAUACGGGAGUUCAUCCAAAAAGCCUUUGUUAGAAAGCAGAAAGCUUUAGAGGAAAUCAAAGCACUUGAAGAGUUAAACAACAAGAAAGACAGCUGCAUUUCCAAUCAUACUGCCGUGGAAAUAAGCAAAGAUCCAAAUUAUCUUAAAGAUGGAAAUGGAACCACCAGUGGUGUAGGCACAGGCAGCAGUGUGGAAAAAUAUGUGAUCGAUGAAAAUGAUUACAUGUCAUUCAUAAACAAUCCAGGCCUCACUGUGACAGUGCCAAUUGCAGUUGGAGAAUCAGAUUUUGAAAAUUUAAAUACAGAAGAAUUUAGCAGUGAAUCUGAUUUGGAAGAAAGCAAACAGAAACUAAACGCAUCCAGUUCAUCAGAAGGCAGCACAGUUGAUAUUGCUCCUCCUGGAGAGGGCGAGCAAGCAGAAAUUGAAAGUGAAGAAGCUCUUGAACCAGAAGCCUGUUUUACAGAAGGUUGUGUGCAGAAAUUUCCAUGUUGUCAAGUAAGUAUAGAGGAUGGAAAAGGAAAAAUUUGGUGGAAUCUUCGAAAAACCUGCUACAGCAUAGUUGAACACAACUGGUUUGAGACUUUCAUUGUCUUCAUGAUUCUCCUCAGCAGUGGAGCACUAGCUUUUGAAGAUAUAUAUAUUGAACAGCGCAAAACUAUCAAGACCAUGCUGGAAUAUGCUGACAAAGUCUUUACAUACAUUUUCAUUUUGGAAAUGCUUUUAAAAUGGGUAGCAUAUGGUUUUCAAAUAUAUUUUACUAAUGCCUGGUGCUGGCUGGACUUCCUGAUUGUUGAUGUCUCAUUGGUUAGUUUAAUAGCCAAUGCUUUGGGCUAUUCUGAACUUGGUGCCAUUAAAUCGCUUCGGACAUUAAGAGCUUUAAGACCUUUAAGAGCCUUGUCACGAUUUGAAGGAAUGAGGGUGGUUGUAAAUGCCCUUGUAGGAGCAAUUCCAUCCAUCAUGAAUGUAUUGCUGGUUUGUCUUAUAUUCUGGCUCAUCUUCAGCAUCAUGGGAGUAAAUCUGUUUGCUGGCAAAUUCUAUCACUGUGUCAACACAACAACUGGUGAGAUGUUUGAUGUCAGUGAUGUCAACAACUAUACUCAGUGUGAGGAACUCAUAAAAAACAAUCAAAGUGCCCGAUGGAAGAAUGUGAAAGUGAACUUUGAUAAUGUAGGAGCUGGAUAUCUUGCUCUGCUUCAAGUAGCUACUUUCAAAGGAUGGAUGGAUAUUAUGUACGCUGCUGUUGAUUCAAGAGAUGUAGAAGACCAACCUAAGUAUGAGGAUAACUUGUAUAUGUAUCUUUAUUUUGUCAUCUUUAUCAUAUUUGGAUCAUUCUUCACCUUGAACCUUUUCAUUGGUGUCAUUAUAGACAACUUCAACCAACAAAAAAAGAAGUUCGGAGGUCAGGAUAUAUUUAUGACAGAAGAACAGAAGAAAUAUUACAAUGCAAUGAAAAAACUGGGAUCCAAAAAGCCACAGAAACCUAUACCAAGGCCAGUGAACAAAUUCCAAGGCAUGGUCUUUGAUUUUGUAACCAAACAAGUAUUUGACAUCAGCAUCAUGAUCCUCAUCUGCCUUAACAUGGUCACAAUGAUGGUAGAAACAGAUGACCAGAGUAAAGAAAUGGAAACAAUUUUAUCCCGGAUUAACCUUGUGUUCAUUAUUCUUUUCACUGGAGAAUUUGUCCUGAAGUUGAUUUCACUUCGCCAUUACUACUUCACUAUAGGCUGGAACAUUUUUGAUUUUGUUGUUGUGAUUCUCUCCAUAGUAGGUAUGUUCUUAGCUGAGAUGAUUGAGAAAUAUUUUGUGUCCCCCACACUGUUCAGAGUCAUCCGACUUGCCAGAAUCGGUCGAAUCCUGCGUCUCAUUAAAGGCGCUAAGGGAAUCCGCACUCUGCUUUUUGCUUUGAUGAUGUCUCUUCCUGCUCUGUUCAACAUUGGUCUGCUGCUGUUCCUGGUCAUGUUUAUCUAUGCGAUAUUCGGCAUGUCCAACUUUGCCUAUGUCAAGAGGGAAGUUGGGAUUGAUGACAUGUUCAACUUUGAAACGUUUGGCAACAGCAUGAUCUGCCUGUUUCAAAUCACCACAUCUGCUGGCUGGGAUGGUUUGCUUGCCCCAAUUCUUAACAGUGGGGAGCCGGACUGUGACCCCCAUAAAGACCACCCGGGAAGCUCUGUGAAAGGUGACUGCGGCAACCCUUCCGUUGGGAUUUUCUUCUUUGUCAGCUACAUUAUCAUCUCAUUUCUGGUAGUGGUGAACAUGUACAUUGCUGUGAUUCUGGAGAACUUCAGUGUUGCUACUGAAGAAAGCGCUGAACCCUUGAGCGAGGAUGACUUCGAGAUGUUCUACGAAGUCUGGGAGAAGUUUGAUCCUGAUGCAACACAAUUCAUAGAAUAUAGUAAGCUAUCAGAUUUUGCAGCCUCGUUAGAUCCUCCUCUUCUAAUAGCAAAGCCCAACAAAGUCCAGCUUAUUGCAAUGGAUUUGCCCAUGGUGAGCGGUGACAGAAUUCACUGCCUUGACAUCUUGUUUGCUUUCACAAAGCGUGUUUUGGGGGAAAGUGGGGAGAUGGAUGCCCUCAGAAUACAGAUGGAAGAUCGGUUUAUGGCAUCCAAUCCUUCAAAAGCUUCCUAUGAACCAAUUACAACCACAUUAAAACGCAAACAGGAGGAAGUAUCUGCUCUCAUUAUUCAGCGUGCUUUCAGACGUCACCUUUUAAGACAAAAAGUCAAAAAGGUGUCUAAUAUGUAUAACAGAAAUAAAAACAAAGGAGAUGGACCUGUUAUAGAAGAGAUAAUUAUUGAUAAACUAAAUGGGAACUCCACUCCAGAAAAAACAGAUGAGAGUUCCUCUACAACUUCCCCACCUUCUUAUGACAGUGUAACAAAACCAGACAAAGAAAAAUAUGAAAAAGAUAAAGCAGAAAAGAAUUACAAACGUAAAGAUGUCAGGGAAAAUAAAAAAUAAAGAUCUAAGAAUUCUGCUUGUGGGACUUGUUUACAGUCUUUGAGAAUGAAGCAUCAACUGGACUCCUGCAGGAGGUUUAUGCCAAACUGACAGUUUUUACACAUAUAUAAAGUGUGUGUGUGUGCGCGUGCGUGCGUGCGUAUAUAUACGUUAUGUAUAUAAUUAAGGUCAGUGCCUAUAAGAAAACAGUGAACCUUCAUCAUCAAACUGUGACUCUGUGAAUCAGGGUACCAAACUUGACAGGAGGUUACUGUUUUCACUACAGCUGACACUGCUAAGAAAGAGGGAAAAAGUGGCUCCACAGAGAACAUGGAGCAUGACAGGCGUGCAAAGCGAUACUGUUUUGUGUUUCACAUACUGCCAAACAUAUAGAACAGUGCUUCUCUUCACUGUUUGUAAUGCAACUGCUACAUCUGUCAUAUUUUUACAAAAUCGGUAUUAGUGUAUUUAUCAUUUUUUAAUUCACAAGUUGUUUACAAUUAUAUGUGACUAUUUUUGUAAUAGGUUUUAUGUUGGGGAAAGAGGUAUGAGGACCGGGUGUUCUACUCUCAGAUUCUCUAUAAUGUACAGAUAGAAGUGAUUUGCAUAGGCAUGCUCCACUUCUCAACCAAGCAUAAAUAAAAAUAUGGCAUUGCACAAAGCUAAAGAUUUUAAGAACAUCCAUGUUUCAGUGUUGCUCUUAAAUUUGAGGCAUUCUAACUACUUGUACGGCUGCAUCCAGACUAUGUGCAUCCAGAUUAAUGUGCCUGGAAAAUCUACACUAAUUUACAGGAAUCUGCAAUGACUUAUUUUUAUGCAAAUCACUAAAAAUGAGCAACUUGUUUCUAAAAAAAUGUUCACAGCUUAAAAAUUAUCAUGUGGUUUCUGCAAUGGAAAAAAUAGCUUCACUAAAACAUACUUGAGAGUUCUUUUGUUUUGUUUUUGUUUGUUUGUUUGUUUUUGUUUUUUUUUUGUUGUUUUGUUUUGUUUUGUUGUUGUUGUUUUUUUAAGCAGCUCAGUCUUUUUCCUAGAUGGUUCUUUAGUUACCAUCUUCUCUCACUAUGGCCAACAUUAAAUGAAUCAAUAAAAUACCCUUCUCCAUGUAAAUAUUGAUGGUAUACUGUUGUGCAUAUUUAAGCAUAGAAAUAAAUGGCUUUGCCACAUUGAAUUGCAUCAGAUAUGUACCACAGUAUGGGUAAUUCACAAGAGCUCAACAGGACAUGUUGUAUUCUGUGUCAUUAUAGAUAGUUUGGAGAGUAUCACUGGUGCAUGUCACUGCUUUUGCUGCUGUAUCUUGCUGCUUCCACUGCCCAGUCUCCACUACAGGAAGCCACAUGUCAGUGGUGAAAUGAAUCAAAUUGUCCAACCAGACCUCAUUCUUUCAAAUCAUUAAGCAAUAGUUUGCAGCUAUUUAUGAGCUUCUUUAGUUUUGCAUUUUAAAUUUGAAGUGGCUACUAUAUGGUAUAGAACCAGACUGUACAGGCCAUGUUGCAAGCUGUUUAACCUGUUGAAAAUGUGGUUAGCAUAUAUAAAUGAUGUAAAGAAAUAGCAUUUGGCAACAGUUUUGUAUAUAAGAAAAGUGUCUUUAAACUUUAGAUCACUGUUUCUUAUAUUUCUUUCCUCAUUCACUUGGCUUACUUUCUAACCACAGUAAUUUCAAACUGGCAUCAUCACACUAUGAGAGAAAAAAAAAAAGUGAGUGCUUGUAGACUAUCUUGUUUUAAUAUUAUAUUUGCAUAUAUUUCAAUGUGAAGUAAAAUGUGUAAAUCUGGAGCCCAGCUUGUUUCCAAAUAGUUAUAACUGGUAACAGGACAUAGCAAGGAAAGUAUUAGGAGAAUGUGCGAAUUUCUAGCACCGUUUGCAUCAGAAGUUCCAAGAUAGUCUCAUCGUUCAUUAAGUCCUUGCUAUCUUGCAGUGUAUGUUUACAUAGCCUAUUCUUAUUCUUUUUGAUUCACACUGCACCAGACUUGUACAAAUAGGAUCCACAACAUUUCCCAAGAACAAAAUGGCACAUUUGUAUUAUCAAAGACAUCAGGACACUGUGUGUUUCAUACACAAGCUAACAUUAAAUGUAGAAUCUUUCUUUUACAAAUGCUUUUGACUUGUAAUGUGUUGGUGAAAUGCAUGCAAGAAAUUGUUAUUAUCAUAAACAAUGUAAACAAUAUUAUAAAUGAGCCAAAAAAUAAAGAUUUCAUUUUUUAUUGUA